AUGGGGGUGAGGUAUCCGAGACUACGGUCUGAGUCUCCCCAUCAGUCCUUCUCUUCACGCUUGACACCCUCUCCGCCAGCAUCUCCGAGAGAGAGUACACAUCAGCAAGCAAAAAGCAACUUGUUAUUGCAGAUCCUGGACUCUCAUAAGAUAGUCCCCGACAGGGCGCAAUGGGACCGCGUCAUGAACACCUUCUGUGAUGAGGUCUUGCUUCUAGUCCCCUUUUUGCACCCGCCAUCAGUGUGGGAGGCAUACGAGAACAUGUGGGAUGCACUUGCCUCCCGUUCAGGGCACCGCCACGGCGAAUGGAGAUUGACAGCAUCAUACAUCCUGCUGUGCCUGGCCAAUGGAACAUGUGUCGAAUCCUCACGGGUGAAUGACCAAGAAGUGCAGUACUCCGCUGGUUGGAGUUUGUACCGAGCGGCGAGAGAUAUCUUUGGAGAUCUUUUGGAUGCCUUUAGUGAGUGUACUGACCAGAUACUCGUGCUGCAAAACAUCAUUUUGAUGGUCGUUUACCUGUUUCGACUUGAUGCACACGGACCGGCCGAAAAGCUGCUGGCCAUUGCGAUAUCGCAUCUACACCACAUUGGGCUGCAGCGCCGUCAAGUGGUGGAGAACAUGAGCACAUUUGAAAGCGAGAUGGCUCGUCGCCUGUGGUGGUGUACAUAUCUCAUGGACCGAAGACAGGCGAUUGAGACUGGUCGGCCAUUCCUCAUUCAGGAUCUCAACGUUGAUGUUGGCCUCCCCCAAGUGAUGAGCGAUGGGGAGCUUACCAGACAUCGAGUUGGAAAUUCUCUGCAGCCCGAUGAUACCGAUGCUACAAAGUCGCCCACGACGAUACCCUAUCUCAUUGCUAUGGUGAGCUAUUCGAAGGUAGUAGGUAAAGUUUGGGAAGCUCUGUAUGGCGCCUCAACGUCAAACUCUACGCCCAGUCCACUUCUGAAGGAGUACCUGGAGCUUCUGAUAACGCAGUCUCAAAGUGACCUUCAGCCAGAGUUCACCUAUGACCCACAGAGCCCAGGGGACUACAAAUCAAAUGGACUGGCAUGGUGGCAAAUCAAACAACAGUUAAUGAUAAGGAUUCGGUGGUCAUCCUUAUAUCUCCUUAUCAGAAAGCCUAUGCUUCAUGGCAAAGGAAAUCCAUCUUUACCUGCCCCAGAUGCAGUUGAGAACGAAGUUGUGUGCAUGCGACUAGCACAGAGCACCAUCAAAGACUUCAGAAAUGUACCGGAGGAUCAUCCAAAGUACACAUUUCCAUUUUUACAUUAUCUCACGAAUGCGAUCAUCACUGCGUUGGGAUUGAUCAUCAAACAGACUUCCUUCAAGAAAACAUACGGAGUUUUAACAUUGGAGGCUGCACGAUCUCUGAAAAAGCACUGUCGAAAAACCUGGGUCUCAGGGAAAAUGGCCCGCGCUGUCUGGAAAUUGAACCAAAUGGCGGAGGCUAUUCUGAAUCCAAGCACCCGCCACGAAGCCUCAGGAGACCGUGACAGACCUUCGUCUCUGUCGGUUGAUGUAUCGCAUUCGAGUAGUGAUGCUCAGUCCAGAACAUCCCAACCAGAAAUGCAUCUCAACACCCCAAGUCAAAGAUUGCCACAAUCAACCAAAGAGUUGUCAGAAAGUUCUGCACGAAUGCAGGUCUGUCAUCCCAGCACCUUGGAACAAAGGCAUUCCAUGUCAGCAGAUAGCCUGCCUAGGCCUAUCAUCCCUCAGGGACUAGGCCCUGGUAUUGAAGCCGGGGUACCACAUAGCGUGGAAGCAGCGGAGAUACCAACCGGUAUGUCCGUCGACGCAAGUUCUAGCGUAUGGGACAUUCCACCAGCUCCGUUUCCCGUUCUAGACGCGGAUGUGGUAGGAUCUGAUACAAAUUCCUGGCUACCGGGAGAAAUGAUAGAUGGAGGGAUGGAAUGGCUUCAGGGACUGUAUGCUAGCGAUUUGGAUUCGCAUGUGCCACUGGAUUUUCCCUGGCAGUGA
Molecule: messenger RNA, 1974 nt
Organism: Penicillium olsonii
Lineage: Eukaryota; Fungi; Ascomycota; Eurotiomycetes; Eurotiales; Aspergillaceae
Source: the annotation of a GenBank genome assembly